Penicillium antarcticum is the source of this 1347-nucleotide messenger RNA. Its product is annotated as ethanolamine-phosphate cytidylyltransferase. The record is from RefSeq and is a predicted model, not a curated record. Gene Ontology annotation, molecular function: ethanolamine-phosphate cytidylyltransferase activity. Gene Ontology annotation, cellular component: cytoplasm. Gene Ontology annotation, biological process: phosphatidylethanolamine biosynthetic process. Bases 1 to 1347 code for a protein of 448 amino acids. The transcript is spliced from 4 exons. Lineage: Eukaryota; Fungi; Ascomycota; Eurotiomycetes; Eurotiales; Aspergillaceae.
AUGGACUCAACAUCACCCGAAGAUCAGAUUCCUUUGCCUGGACAAUGGCCAGUUGACCCUCAGGAGGAUGUGCCAAUCUCGGAGGAUCGACUUUGGGUUGAUGGAUGCUUCGACUUCAGCCAUCACGGUCAUGCCGGUGCUAUGCUCCAGGCCCGUCGGCUGGGAAAGGAACUUUACGUGGGGAUACACUCUGACCAAGCAAUCCUCGAAAACAAAGGCCCGACAGUGAUGUCACUUGAAGAACGUGUCGCAGCUGUCGAUGCGUGUCGUUGGGCUACUCAGAGCGUUCCAUAUGCCCCCUACGUGACCUAUCUACCCUGGGUAUCCCAUUACGGAUGUAAAUACGUUGUUCAUGGAGACGAUAUCACCUCUGACAGUGAUGGAAAUGAUUGCUAUCGAUUUGUCAAGGCCGCUGACCGAUUCCGUGUCGUCAAAAGGACCCCUGGGAUAUCGACUACGGACCUUGUUGGCCGUAUGUUGUUGUGCACCAGGAACCAUUUCGUUAAAUCCGUCAAGGGUUCUCUCGCUGGAGAAGAAGGAUUUGGGAGCCCCGAAGAGCGCAAAAAUUCCGCUACGGAUCUUCUACAGAGGAUUAAGGAUUAUGCGACAGAUGAGAGCGGCUUGCAGCCUGGUCCUCAAGUUUGGACAUGGACUGGUUCAGGCACUGCCAAAAUGGACCACGUGGUUGAGGAGCCUGGCCUUUUCGAGACGCUGGUCGAUGGAAAGGGUCCCAAGCCCGGACAGCGCAUUGUUUACGUUGACGGAGGCUUCGAUCUCUUCUCGUCGGGUCAUAUUGCGUUCUUACGCAAAGUUAUGGAGCUUGAAGAAAAGCUUGGCCACGAAAAUGGCUGGUAUGAGCCAGAACAGACCGAAAAGAGGUUGAAGGACUUCAACGAAGACUACUCCCCCGCCUAUAUUGUUGCAGGUAUCCAUGAUGACGAUGUGAUUAACCACUGGAAGGGCUUGAACUACCCAAUCAUGAACAUUUUUGAGCGCGGUCUCUGCGUACUUCAAUGCCGCUACAUCCAUGCUGUCAUUUUUUCUGCACCUUUCACACCCAGCGAACCAUACCUGAAGGCAAUUCCAUGGGGCACUCCCGACGCUGUCUACCAUGGGCCUACAACAUUUAUCCCGUUGACAUAUGACCCAUACACUGCCCCCAAGCAAAUGGGAAUUUUCCGAGAAGCUGAGCAGCAUGCCUUCCAGCACGUCAACGCUGGCGAGAUCGUUGGCCGGAUUUUGAAAAGCCGAGAAGCCUAUGAGGCCCGGCAACGUGCCAAGCUGGAUAAAGGUGUUGCUGAGGAUUUGGUCAAGUCGAGAGAAGAAGCAGAGCAAGCCUUGCAAUAG